Chaetomium strumarium is the source of this 1477-nucleotide messenger RNA. RefSeq lists its product as uncharacterized. The record is from RefSeq and is a predicted model, not a curated record. The coding region runs from base 134 to 1363 and encodes 409 amino acids. Lineage: Eukaryota; Fungi; Ascomycota; Sordariomycetes; Sordariales; Chaetomiaceae. The transcript has a single exon.
AGCUGAGCAAGAACGCAACAAACGACCCCUCUCGGCGGCCGGGGGGUACUCUAGCGAGUUUUCAUUUUUUUUUUCGGGUGUGGGAAGGAAGAGUAUUUGGGUGUCCAAGAGGACAUCGCAAGAGCAAGAAAGCAUGGCUGCCAGUUACUCCCCGUACGGGUCCACGCCUGGCCAGGAGUAUCUCUACGAUGAGAAGAAGUUUCCCAGCCCGUCCCCGACGCCAUCGCCUCGAGGACCGAGCUAUUACUACGGCGCGACGCCGCAACGGCCUGCAACGCGGGCUCACUUUCGGAACGGGAGCACUACCGGCAUCAGCAACGGCUAUGCGAGCCCUCGUGCUCCCUCGUUCUCCCCGCGGUACACGAGCGACGGCCAGUACGCCACUGUGAAUGUGAGUGCCUCGCGUUCCACGCGCAAGCCAAGUUUUUCGGGUCCGCCGCGCCCCAUGCGCGAGCGCCGCACUUCGUUUUCCUACCAUCCGACCACGGUCUCUCAUGGGGAAUCCGACGAGGACGAGUUUAUCGAUCUCGGCGGCCGUACCUUCGUGCUGCCUGGAUGGUCCGGAUCGAGACGAUACAGGGACCACUUUACCGUCAAUGCUGGUGGGCAUGGAACUGAUUACGGGUACUAUGCACAGGGCGGUCCCUACUUCGACAGGGAGGCUGUGUUCGCGUCGCCGCGGUACGAACCGGAGCGCCGUCCCGCGCCACCUGCCGCUGGUCACUCUCGACGCAACUCGACCUCGGUGCCUCAACGGCCCCAGACCGCCCGGCCCUCCGCCAUGCACAGGAAGCCGCCACCGCCCCCUCCCGUCCGCCAGGCCACGGAGGCCGAUGCUAAGCGGCACAAGAUCCCAGCGGGAUACUCGCUCAAGAACUGGGACCCUACGGAAGAACCCAUUAUGCUGCUCGGCAGCGUCUUUGAUGCCAAUUCCCUGGGCAAAUGGAUCUACGACUGGACCGUCUACCACCACGGUGCUGGCUCGCCCAUUGCCGAAAUGGCCGGCGAGCUGUGGCUUUUGCUCAUCCAGCUGGCCGGGAAGAUCAAGCGCGCCGAGGAAAUCCUCCCUAAGAUCAGAUCCAAGGACAACCGCGAGAUGGUUGAUGAGUUCAUUGAGGCUGGUUACCGGAUCACCGACAAGCUCCGGAAGCUCCUCAAGGCAUGCGAAGCUCCCAUGCUCCGCUCCAGCAAGCAGCGGAAGGAAGGGCAGCUUGGCAAGAGCGCCGGAGUCGAGUUCGUCGAGACUCUCUUUGGCCGUGAUCGGGAGUACGAGAAGACGGACCGCUUCAUGGCGUCAGUCCGCCUCUGGAACCUCCGGUUCGACACGAACUGUGAGGAGAUCCUCAAGAAUCCCACGGUGUAACACCACCAUCUCUCCAGCCACACGCCAAAACACCACACCACACACCACAAAAUACUACAAACACAACACAAGAUACCCACAGAGCCAGGCUGUACGAUUAAGUCUCUCGGAGUC